Messenger RNA from Heterotrigona itama, 837 nucleotides. The record is from the annotation of a GenBank genome assembly. Lineage: Eukaryota; Metazoa; Arthropoda; Insecta; Hymenoptera; Apidae.
AUGGACGACAAGUCUGGAGGUUUGAAAACGAACGAGCAGAUCAUAGAGGAGCUCACAAAAGAUCUAGAAAGUUCUUGCAUCAGAGUGAACGAUGACGCUGCGUCGAACGACGUCGGGGAUUCGGUUGCAAAAAGUGGUGAUCUUUCGGACAGUUAUUGCGAACAUGUGAGAACAAACGGUGACAAUGCUGACAGGUGUGAAAUGGAAGGUAAAGGCGAUACGAAUCUUCCCAAGGACUUUGUGGAUGAAGACACGUUGAAAGACAGAGAACUAACCCUCUCUGAGGAUGAGAAAGAGGCUCUUAGAGCAGAAGCGGAGAAAUAUAAAGAUAAAGGAAAUGAUCUUUUCAAACGGGAAGAAUACCAAGAGGCAAUAUCUGUGUAUACGCAAGGAUUACAAACUUGUCCGUUGGCUUACAACAAAGAGAGAUCCAUUCUGUAUGCUAACAGGGCUGCUGCAAAGUUAAAAUGUUUGGACAGAGAAUCUGCUAUAUCUGACUGCACUAAGGCUAUAGAAUUAAACCCAGACUAUGUGAAAGUAUAUGUUAGAAGAGCGAAACUGUACGAAGAAACAGAUAAAUUAGAUGAAGCUUUGGAAGACUACAAGAAGAUCUUAACUCUUGAUCCUGGUCACAUAGAGGCAAAUCAUGCGACUAGGAGAUUACCUCCAUUGAUUCACGAAAGAAAUGAGAAACUGAAAGCAGAAAUGCUUGGAAAAUUGAAGGAUUUGGGAAAUAUGGUAUUGAAACCCUUUGGGCUUUCCACGAAUAAUUUUGAACUGCAAAAGGAUCCGAGUAGCGGUGGUUAUUCUGUCAAGUUCCAUCAAAAUCCCAGUUAA